GCCAGUUCUUAAGAGCUGUGAUGGCCAGUCACCAAGCAGAAGUUCAGAGUUUGAAGCUAGAUAAUGAUUCAGUUAUAGAAGGAAUAAGUGACCAGGUACUGGUGGCAGUUGUGCUCAGUUUCACUUUCAUUGCUGCUCUGGUAUAUACGCUUUUAAGAAAUGAACAUCAGAACAUACACCCAGAAAAUCAAGAGCUAGUGCGAGCUCUUCGUCAGCAGCUUCAAACUGAGCAGCAGGAUGCUUCUGCUGGUGAUAGACAUCGCUUCUAUACAGAUAUGUCCUGUCCAGUCUGUUUGCAACAGGCUACAUUUCCUAUAGAAACAAACUGUGGACAUCUCUUCUGUGGUUCCUGCAUUAUUGCCUACUGGAGGUAUGGCUCAUGGCUUGGUGCCAUCCGUUGUCCUAUCUGCAGACAAACGGUAACAUUGUUUUUACCACUCUUUGGUGAAGAUCAACAGGAUGCAACCCAAGUAUUUCAAGAUGUUAAUGAUUACAAUCGGAGAUUCUCGGGACAGCCCAGAUCUAUUAUGGAAAGAAUUAUGGAUCUGCCCACUUUAUUGCGGCAUGCUUUCAGGGAGAUGUUUUCUGUUGGGGGCCUCUUCUGGAUGUUUCGCAUCAGAAUAUUCCUCUGCUUGCUUGGAGCCUUGCUCUACCUGGCUUCACCUCUGGAUUUUCUUCCUGAAGCCCUCUUUGGAAUUCUGGGGUUCUUGGAUGAUUUCUUUGUCAUUUUUCUUCUACUGAUAUAUAUCUCUAUCAUGUAUCGAGAAGUGGUAACACAGCGGCUGAAUAGAUGAAAUGGAUGAAAAUGACCCAAAUGCAGAGGCAGUUGUGGAAUGUUUUAAAAAGAGAACUAUGACAUAAGUAUGAUAUGGCAAGGUGCCUGUGUACAGUUUCAGUAGUUACAAUUUCAUAGCUGGUCAUCUUAUACAACUAUGAAGGGUUAGUAUGUGGUGACGCUUAACUGGAAUCUUUAACUUGUGUAUUACAUACACUUCAUAGGGAUGAGGUUAGUUUUAUAAUGUAAUAAACUACCUUCAUCUACUUCCACCUGAUGAACAACUGUAUGUAAUCAAAGCAGAAAACACCUUUUUUGGUGUGUGGUUUGUGAAAAAGGAAUUCUAGUAGAAGACUAGAAGACUUCUAACAAAAAAUCUGUUUGGGUAAUCUAGACAUGUGUAAGGAAAUUCAGAAAUUCUUCAAGUACAGUUAGCAUGGCUAAAUUGUUUAUUGUGUCCCUGAUGUGGGCUAGAGUUUUUUAAAAUAAAAGUAGCUUUGUGUGUCUCUGUGGAAGAAGAAACCCCAGAACCACAUUACAAUUAUCACCCUGCAGUUUGCUGUUGUCCACAUGCUUCACAAAAACAAGGAGAACACCUCAGUGUUGCUUGAACUGCAGUAUGUGCGGUUGCAUGCAAUUUGUACAAUUUUAUUUUUAUAUUUGGGAAUAUACACACAGUACCUGAUCUAGAUAGAGAAACCAAUAUUUUACACACCAGACUGUUUAGUGCUCUAUUUUUAAAUGGAAGCAUGUUUUUUCUCUCAAGACUUGUUUAUUUGGUAGGUAUGUAUCUUGGAAGCAGGAGUUUUAUGCUGCUUUGGGUCAAUGCAAUGUAUCUGAAGUGAGAGUUUGCAUUCCUUUAGUUGCAUUGAAGCAUUUAGCCAAUAGAGAGAACCCUCAAAUUUUAGAUAGUUGUUGAAGAAAGAAGUCAGAACUGGAUGUUUACACUG
Gavia stellata (red-throated loon) is the source of this 1725-nucleotide messenger RNA. It is a transcript of the gene RNF170, whose product is annotated as ring finger protein 170. The coding region runs from base 21 to 794 and encodes 257 amino acids. Gene Ontology annotation, molecular function: ubiquitin protein ligase activity. The transcript has 7 exons. Lineage: Eukaryota; Metazoa; Chordata; Aves; Gaviiformes; Gaviidae. The record is from RefSeq and is a predicted model, not a curated record.